This is a messenger RNA of Saprolegnia parasitica CBS 223.65, 351 nucleotides long. RefSeq lists its product as hypothetical. Lineage: Eukaryota; Oomycota; Saprolegniomycetes; Saprolegniales; Saprolegniaceae. Gene Ontology annotation, biological process: protein ubiquitination. The record is from RefSeq and is a predicted model, not a curated record. The transcript is spliced from 2 exons. Bases 1 to 351 code for a protein of 116 amino acids. Gene Ontology annotation, molecular function: ubiquitin-protein transferase activity.
AUGUGUGAAGUCUUACUCAGCGUUGAUGGGCGUAGGCUGCCGCCCGUCCGUGACAAGAAGGUGUUUCAGCAAGAGAACGGACCCCAGAGCCCCCCGGCUGCGACGAUUCCCGCCAAGUUUCUCUGCCCCAUCAACCGCUCUCUCAUGCUCGAGCCCAUGUAUUCGGCCGAGACAGAAUUGACGUACGAACACCAAGCAAUCGUGCACGUCGUUCAAGAUGGUGCUGGCGUUUGCCCCGUGACCCAGCGCUCCGUGGAUUUACACAAAUUGGUCCUCAACACAAAGUUGCAACACGAGAUUCGCGCUUUCCAGACGCGUCAAGCGGAAGACGAUGCGGUCCUUGCACCGUAA